Molecule: messenger RNA, 4199 nt
Organism: Exserohilum turcica Et28A
Lineage: Eukaryota; Fungi; Ascomycota; Dothideomycetes; Pleosporales; Pleosporaceae
Exons: 1
Coding region: 106-3711 (1201 amino acids)
Molecular function (GO): protein binding
Source: RefSeq, a predicted model, not a curated record
GUAUCCGAAGCCACACACCUUGGGCGCCAAGUACUCCUCGGGAACCGAACUCGAGACAGUUAUCUCAGCGUGCAAGUAGAACUGCCCGACUUUGUCGUUCCUGUAAUGUAUCACAGCGGGGCCACUGAGGCUUCUCAGGAAGUGGCGGCGGUUUUGAAGCUCCCCAGACCUUCCAAGCAGAUGAUGGAGAUGUCCAAGAUGUGCUCUUCUGUCGACAAAGAGUUUAAAAGCUGGGGCCCCUUUCUCGGCCGCCAUUACGACGGGAUGGCGGUCGAGUGGCAGUUCUUCCGUGAGAAGAGGACGAAUAUAAUGCUCAUAAGGGGGGUGCAUGGGUGCGGGAAGACAGCCUUUAGCCAAUGGCUUAUGCGUUGCUGGCUCAUUACUGGUGUUGUUACACUAUGCCUUGAUCUUUCGUACAAAAGUCGGGAUAAAAGCAACAUCCUCUCAUUGCUCCGGGAGCUCUACGACAAUACCCGGCCCGACUACCCCGGACGGCUCGAAAGCUUCGUCUCGGAGCUAGUAUCCAACCCCUUCGUUAUCCAUAUUGACUCGGUCGAGUGCUUGAGCAACCCCUUGAUGUCGGUAGCCAAUGGACAACCGGGCGAUGUCAGCGAUAAGGAUAAGACACAUCUAAAAGACUUCAUCGGCAGACUCAAAGGCGGAAGUACGAUGAUUAUUCUCAACUCCAUCUCGAGUGAGCGCUGGCUUGGGCUCCCAGGACAUGCUAUAUAUGAACUUGGGCCGCUAUCACAUCCUCAUGCCUGCAGUCUAGCACAUGCAAUCUUACGAGCGGAGGGCCUGGGUAACAAGGUUCAAGACCCAGACAGCAUCAAGUGUAUUGGCUACAUGAUGUACACGCUUCGCUGCAACCCAUCCGCCAUCACCAACACGAUCAAAGGAAUGGUCCUUACGCCAAUCACCACAUCGAACGCUCGAACGGCAUUCAACGUCUUGCUUGUCGCAUACAUGGCACCCAACCUAGCCGAAAGCCAGAUCCGUGAGUGUUUGGAAUUCGUCAGGCGCAUCCAUGCCAGAUACAUUUCCGACACUCCCAGAGUGCUCCUCCUCCUGGGGCUCUCAGCCCCAACCAAUUCCUUCACGCCAAGCUUUUUCGAAUACCUUUCUUCUGCUAUCAACUCCUUUUACCCCGGCGCAUCUCUGACGGCCGAAGAUGCUCUUGAAUUUGUCAAAGUUAACUUCAUUGGAUCAACUUGGAUUCAAGAGGAGCGGGGGCCGGUUCCGUACUCGAGGGGCGAAAAGCAGCGGUUCUAUCUUGUCCAUCCACUUUUGAACAACAUGCUUCGCUUUCUGCUUGACCAGGGGCAGUACCAUGAGAACAUGCCUUUUCUACUACAGGGCAAUACCCUCAGUAUGGAGACGUACCGUUCCUGGCAGCAACAUCUGUUCCAGACAUUUUACCGGGACCUUGCCCUCCGGGCCAUGAAGGUACUAGCCGACGACGCCAGUGCCUUGGCCGAGUCAUACUUCAAUACGCUCAACUACUUCGCCGCACUGCAUUCUUUUUCCAAGGACAAUUCCAACGUUGCCACUGACCCCGACUUGGCUGUCUUCGCGCUGUCGAUCUGGCUGCCCAUCACCAACAUCUUGUGGGAACACGCCAUCCAGUCGAUCUCUGCCACCACCCCGUUUGAUAUACUGCUGGAGCAUGCGGGAACCGCCAUCAAGCUCUACGAAACGCGCUCGCAACUGGAAAAUGCCACUUACCCUGUAUACUCUCAUAUCUACAGGCGACUGUGCUUCCACCUAUACCAAUUUUACGUCGACAAGUCCCCGGGCAAAUCACUUCCUUUUGUCAGAAAAAUGCUGAGUAUCUCGCGGGUACCUCUGCUUUCAGAUAAGCCACUGGAUCUAGGACAAGCAAGCAUGCUGGCGGAUGAUCUCUGGGAUUUGGCAAAUGUCUACCUUUCUAUGAGCAAGCACUUUCCAGGGGCCAAGAUUGCCUUUAUGGUUGGUAUUGUCCUAUGCCGCGCCGCUGCAAAGACGACAGAGGAACAGGCCGAAUACUACGCUCGUCUCGCCCGCACAUGCCAGGCACUAUUUCAGGUGUCAAAGCAGGGAGACAGGACAUACAACCAAAAUGUCAUGACGCCGUUCCUAGAUCUGAUGAAAAAAGUGGCCGAUGAGCAAUCAGUGCCUCUUCCAACGUGGUACGGGGACGAUUUUAGGCGACCCAGAAAGACCCGCGUAGGUACCAAAGUCACUCAACGCAUCCAAGAGGUGGUUGAUGUCGGGUGGGGGAACGAAAACGACAAGAUUGAUCGAUCCAACUUGGUAAGGGCCAUUGACACGUCCAAUCUGCUGUUGGCGGUGAGGCGGGUUGAUGAGGCCAAGGCCUGUUUUGUAGAGCUGCUACGACAGGCUCUCUGGAGCGGAGAUACGGCCACGCAGUUUGCGUGUCAGAGGGGCUUGGCACUGUUAUACUAUGAUCUGAGGGAGUGGGAAACUGCGGGACGCCACGCCCAACAAGCCAUGGAGCUGUUGUCUAAAAAAGAGAGCGGUCGGGCCGACUGGAUGCCAUUUUCUCACGAGGAGUACAAUAUCAUGUAUCUCAAGUUCGCUCUUAUCUUCAUGGAGCUUAACAACUGGCCCAUGGCGAUAUAUGCCUUCCACUACGUAUACGACGUCGAAGGCCCAACACGGCGUGGAUGGAAACCACCCGAACUCUCGCACUUCCAGUCGCCUGUUGAGUUUGCAGAUUACGCAAAAGAGUCUCUCGGCAUAGGCCUCGCGCGUCUAUCGCUACCACCGGAUUUUCUCAUUUCCUCGAGCAGAGUGCGUGAGCUGCGCCGACAGUUCAUUGAGUGGUUCCAAAGCGUCUCUGCUACUGCAUGGUCUGGAUUCGAUGUUUCUAAAAUUAACAUGGAAACGCUGGUCGUGGAUGUCGACGUGACCAAGCUUCCAGAUCAUCCAUCGAGCCUUGAGCUUAACGAGCUCUUGGCCCGAUAUCAAGGAUACAUGGCCGACUCCAGCAUAGUCUCAGAUACGUGUAACGUUGAAAAAAGCGCCGUUAGGAACAAGCUUACCGACGCCAUCAAGCUGAUAGUCUCACACUACAUUGGACCAAGCGUGGAGUUGGUCGAAGAAACAGACUUCCUCGAGAAGCAACCUCGCGGCGAGGAAAAACCCGGCAGUAGCGGCAGCAGCAACAACAGCAACGCAGCAUCAAACAACAACUUCCUCCACGAUGCCUCCAAAAUGACACCUCCCGGCCAGGACAACGAAGGUGGGGAAGGAAGAGAAGAGCACCAACAGCCUCGGAUCUCGCGGGGGCUAAUACUAUCUCCCGAUUUUUUCAUCGAGCUCGCCCAGAGAAUGGGCGUCAACGAGGGCGAGGGACUCGGCCUGCAUCUUCCGGCUCACCACUUCGUUUGCUGGCCGGUCCUCGUGCGAACCAUCCGCUUUUAUGUGUGGGCUAGCAGCGUAUCGCCGCUGAGCAAGGAUGCUGCGCUGUCACAGACAGUCUAUCGUCUGCUGCACGCAAUCUACCACGGAGAAGCCAUGGUCUCGGCGGACCCGUCAAACGAAGCAAUCGCAAAGGUCGUUGAGAUGCUGGUGGAUGAGCAAGGAGAAACAGAGACUGAGAUGAUGCAUGAUGCUCUUCGCCUUGUUUUCCCUGAAUUCAUGGCGGCUGAGGCGAAGCAGCCUGUUAUAUUGCUUGAUCCACAUCCAGAUCUUACAAUAGCCGUUUAAGUAUUCCGCUCGCUGGAAAGGGGUGAGAUGGGGGGCGGGCUGGUUAGCACUGCAGGGUUUAUUAGGGUUUGUUAGUAUGGAGUGCUUUUGUCUAGAAACCAAGACGGGGAAUCUACCAAGAGCGCUGCUUUUGGUCCAGCUUUGCUGGCCCGUCAGAUUGCUACAUGCACCACGAUGCUGAUAUUCACUACCAGCACCAGCACCACCAGCACUGGAAGCGAAGCGAUCUCAUCUAUCGUUAUGAAGCGACACCACAACCAUUCCAUGUUCCGCAUUUCCAGAAAAACAACAAGUAUUUCUGAUUUCUAAUCGCAGGUUUGUGAAUUCAUGCGUCUGGGGAAACGAGCCAAGCUUCCUGAUUGUGACAUCUGCCAAGUCGUUUACGCCCACUUUUCCGAGCCGAUGUGCUGCACUGCUAGGCGCCUUGUUUGUUAGAUGCUUGUAUUGACGUUGCUGCAGCUAUGGAUCAUUAAUUGAUUUGGCCACUG